Messenger RNA from Peromyscus maniculatus bairdii (prairie deer mouse), 2763 nucleotides. RefSeq names its product thioredoxin reductase 3 (gene Txnrd3). Gene Ontology annotation, biological process: cellular response to oxidative stress; glutathione metabolic process; cell redox homeostasis. Lineage: Eukaryota; Metazoa; Chordata; Mammalia; Rodentia; Cricetidae. Gene Ontology annotation, molecular function: glutathione-disulfide reductase (NADPH) activity; thioredoxin-disulfide reductase (NADPH) activity; flavin adenine dinucleotide binding. The record is from RefSeq and is a predicted model, not a curated record. Gene Ontology annotation, cellular component: cytosol; mitochondrion.
UCGCGAGGGCGGGAGCGUGGCCCCGCAGCUAUCCGGUGCGCCGCGUUCUCAAGUUCUCAGUGGCGUUGCCGGCAUCGUCCCCUUGGCGGCCGCUCGCGUCGCGGUUCCUGAACAGGCCCGGCCCUGCCGGGAGCGACAACGAAGCCCUGGAGAAGCCACCGUCCCCACCGGCGCCUCCGCGGGCGCAGAAGUCGCCCGGGCUGGGGAAGGCGGCAGUCGCCCCCAACCGCCGCCUGGGCACGGUCCGCGGCGGGCUAAUGUCUUCGCCACCGGGCCGCCGCGCCCGCCUGUCGUCCCCUGGGACGAGCCGCCAGACGCCCGACGCCCGCGAGGAGGUGCGGCGCCGCCUGAAGGACCUCAUCGAGGGCAACCGGGUGAUGAUCUUCAGCAAGAGUUACUGUCCACACAGCACGAGGGUAAAGGAACUCUUUUCAUCCUUAGGGGUGGACUACAACAUCCUGGAACUUGAUCAAGUUGAUGAUGGGGCCAAUGUUCAGGAAGUGCUGACAGAAAUCAGUAACCAGAAAACAGUGCCCAAUAUUUUUGUGAAUAAAGUGCACGUGGGCGGAUGUGAGCGAACUUUCCAGGCACAUAAGAACGGUUUACUGCAGAAGCUCCUUCAGGAAGACUCGGCUCAUGAUUAUGAUCUCAUCGUCAUUGGCGGGGGCUCUGGCGGCCUCUCUUGUGCAAAGGAAGCUGCCAACUUGGGAAAGAAGGUCAUGGUGCUAGACUUUGUGGUCCCAUCGCCUCAGGGCUCAUCCUGGGGCCUGGGCGGCACCUGUGUCAAUGUGGGCUGUAUUCCUAAGAAGCUGAUGCACCAGGCAGCCCUCCUGGGACAGGCCUUGCAGGACUCGAGGAAAUUUGGCUGGGAGUAUAACCAGCAGGUGAGACACAACUGGGAGGCCAUGACAGAAGCGAUCCAGAACCACAUCAGCUCCUUGAACUGGAGCUAUAGGCUGACCCUUCGCGAGAAAGGCGUGGCCUAUGUCAACUCCUAUGGCGAGUUUGUCGAGCUGCAUAAAAUAAAGGCUACCAAUAAGAAAGGACAGGAAACAUUGUACACUGCUUCCAAGUUUGUCAUAGCAACAGGUGAAAGGCCACGGUACUUGGGAAUCCAAGGAGAUAAGGAAUACUGUAUUACAAGUGACGACCUUUUCUCCCUGCGGUACUGCCCUGGCCGUACACUAGUUGUAGGCGCCUCGUAUGUUGGUCUGGAGUGUGCAGGGUUUCUGGCUGGCUUGGGAUUAGACGUGACAGUUAUGGUACGCUCUGUCCUCCUUCGUGGCUUUGAUCAAGAAAUGGCAGAGAAAGUGGGAUCCUACCUGGAACAACACGGCGUCAAGUUCCAAAGGAAAUUCACCCCUGUUUCGGUUCAACAAGUGGAGAAAGGCUCACCUGGAAAACUGAAAGUUGUGGCUAAGUCCACUGAAGGACCGGAAACAGUUGAAGAAAUAUACAACACGGUUUUGUUAGCAAUUGGUCGUGAAUCCUGUACUAGGAAAAUAGGCCUGGAGAAGAUCGGGGUCAAAAUCAAUGAGAAGACUGGCAAAAUACCAGUAAAUGAUGUGGAACAGACCAAUGUGCCUCAUGUCUACGCUAUUGGGGACGUACUGGAAGGCAAACCAGAGCUCACACCUGUGGCCAUACAGGCAGGCAAGCUGCUAGCUCGAAGACUCUUUGGGGCCUCUUUGGAAAAGUGUGAUUACAUUAACGUCCCAACAACGGUGUUCACACCUCUGGAAUAUGGCUGCUGUGGGCUGUCUGAAGAGAAAGCCAUCGAAGUGUAUAAAAAAGAGAAUCUGGAAGUGUAUCACACCUUGUUCUGGCCUCUGGAGUGGACAGUCGCCGGCAGAGACAAUAAUACCUGUUAUGCGAAGAUAAUCUGUAACAAAUUCGACAAUGAGCGUGUGGUGGGAUUUCACCUUCUGGGGCCAAAUGCUGGUGAAAUCACACAGGGAUUUGCAGCUGCCAUGAAGUGUGGGCUCACAAAGCAGCUACUGAAUGACACCAUUGGAAUCCAUCCCACGUGUGGUGAGGUCUUUACAACAUUGGAAAUCACGAAGUCCUCGGGGCUGGACAUUACUCAGAAAGGCUGCUGAGGCUAGCCCCGCUGUUGUUGGUUUCCCCUGUCACACUCUCGCUCUGUGCCCAUGACAUCUGCUUGGGCACUAGGGGACCAUUUCCGGGCUUUCUCCUGGCCCAGAGAUGAGAAGGUGGCAGAGGACCAGCAGCAGCAUCUGAAGUCUUCGCUGACGGCAUGCAGCGACCAGGCUGCAUCCUUGACGCCUUGGUUCGGAACCCACAGAGGUGAGCCAAGGCCGACUCCUGCACGUCAGCCUCGACUUCCCCCCAUGAGGCCUUGGAUGGCCCAGUGAGCCCGCCCCCUUUCCCAGUUGCCAGCGCUUUGACUCUCUGUUUUCAUGAAGAUAUUAUAGUUUUCAGUGUGGACUUGUCUGUGAAGAGGCUUGUGGGCCUGGAGUGCGGCACCUAGGGAUUCAUGGUGUCUGGAGACCAAGGUCAGAGCAGCUGGCUGCACAGGACUGCUGCAUUGGUGGGAGGCCUAUGCAAUGGAUGGCCUUUAAAGGGUACAUUUAACCUGCUGUCAGAAGCCUGACUCCUACCUCACCCUUGAACAUCUGAGGUGAGAACCCUGAGACCAUUCUCCUAGCCUCUGCACCAGCAGAGCACCGCAUAUAAGAGGAAACUCGUUGUAUAGCUUUCCCAUGUUAAUCUUAAGGUCACUAUUAAAAAGAUUUUACUAUA